This is a messenger RNA of Symbiodinium necroappetens, 1083 nucleotides long. The record is from the annotation of a GenBank genome assembly. NCBI's taxonomy places the organism in Eukaryota, Dinophyceae, Suessiales, Symbiodiniaceae.
AUGGCCAAGCGCCGCUGCACGCGACGUCGCUUCUGGGCCGUGCGCCUUCACAGCAGCCGCCCAGCUCACACCGUUGAGGUCCCUGCCGGACAGUUCCUUCAACUCUCCAGGGCUUGCGUCAGCCAGGGGACAGCCGCCAGACUGCAGGUGUCGCUGGAGGGAGCCACUGCAGGACAUGGCAGUGGCGCCUUCAACUUUGCCUUCCUCGUCGAGGAAGGCGGCCGGAACCUGUCCUUGCGCUUGCCACGGGGCUAUGCCUGGCAGCUGAAACUCAUCCACAAAGGACCUGUGCCGACCAGCCCGGCAGUUGUUGACGUUCUGGGCUACAUCACACCGAGCAGAGGCGCGAGGAGGACAAUCCAGGACCCGCCAAGGCAGCACGGCUCGCUCCGGCAGGUGCGCCUGCAUGCAGGAUGGACAGCGCUGUCCUUUAAGUCCACCAGCGAUGGUCGCUUGGUUGUGAGCGAUGUCCCGAAAGCUUGCUUCUCUUCGAGAGAAUUCGGUGCAGCUGCAGCCCCACAGGUCGCGAAUGUGGCCGUUGGUGACGAAAUCGUCGAGGUGAACGGCAUUUCCUUGGCAAGCUUGGCUAAGGGCAUUAUGUCCCCGGGCUGUCAAUUCAACACCUGCAACGAGCAUGUGCCCGGCAGUGUCGGGAAACUGCAAUCGCCUCCCUGCAUCUCCUGCGACUUCAUUCGGCGCCGGCGCGAAUUUGGCUUGGACUUGGCCUUGCAGAUGUGGCUUCGAGCGGUAAAGCAGGACAUGCCGAUCACACUUGGCGUCCGCUCGUCGCGAGAGCACCGGGACGAGAGCAGGCCCAGAAAUCCCGAGCGCUCGCAAGCAACGCAAGCCCCGGUGGCAAGCCGCGAGGAGAUCAGGGCCCAGGCGCCCAAAGCCAUGCCCAAGGCGGCUGAAGUCCAGACAGCUUCUCCGAAGGCGCCUCUCCCCCGUGGUUACAAUCCCCUGAAGCCAGCGGCGACGGGCCAAGCGGCUUCGACCUCCCCAAAGCCUCGUCAGGGGCCACUCCGCGGAGCUGUGACACAGCUGGCUGGUGGUUUGUGCUACGAAGAGCUCCCACCCAAAGGA